This is a messenger RNA of Psilocybe cubensis, 1122 nucleotides long. RefSeq lists its product as uncharacterized. The record is from RefSeq and is a predicted model, not a curated record. Bases 1 to 1122 code for a protein of 373 amino acids. The transcript has 8 exons. NCBI's taxonomy places the organism in Eukaryota, Fungi, Basidiomycota, Agaricomycetes, Agaricales, Agrocybaceae.
AUGUCUUUUGCAUUGCAGGCUGCCUUGGCCAAUAACAUGAAAAAACGAGAAAAGAUUGGGGUGCUUGAGCCAUUCAUGCACCAUGCUACAUGGCAUAUACGCAAUGGCACCAUCUACACAAACUGGGAACAUAUAAUCUUUACUGGAUUGAAGGCUAACAAGGAAAAAUUUGGCAAUCUUACGCCGGAAGAGUUUGCGGCAAAGCACAAAAAGGCUUUGGCAACAUAUGAAGAGCUACGGGACGCAAUCCCCACUUUUGACAAAAAUAUGAAGACCAUAGGGCAGGAUCCAGACUACUUAAACCGACUUUGCAAAAUGAUGAUUACUGCUGCCGGAACAGCUCGGUCAAACAACAUCUCAAGUCUUAAGAAGAAUGCACUCACCUAUGCUGCGCUGUGCCUUCCAGAAGGUCGACUGGAACCUCCGAUCAAUCCCAACGACUCCAAGAAGACGACUCGGGGCUUCAAGCAUCCCCAAUUUGGUGCGCUUUUAGUUCCCGCCAACUGCUUUAAGCAGUAUCAGAAUGAUCCAGAAUAUCAUCAAAAACUGAUGCUUAACAAAGUUACCAUCAAGGCAAAGGCUAUGCCGCACCUAAUAUAUCUAUUCGAUAAGUAUGAUCCCAAGCAUAUUUUGGAGGGAAUGUUUAUGGCCCUAGCAUUGGUUGCGGUUUUUCAACACAUUUUCAUGUCACCAUCCUCGGCUCUGAAGACGCCAGGUGCUAAUUGCACCGGGAUUGGGAAGGCUUGGAAACAUCACAUGAAGUUGGUGACUAUACCAAACAUUGCGUAUACUUGCACACAUUAUCAGUACGCCAUCUCCAGAUGCAUGGACUGGCGUCAAAACAACCAACAUUUCAACUAUGAAGAGUUUUAUAUUGAGGUUGUAAAGAUGCUGGAGUGGGCUCGAGACAAUGACCCCAAGUGGUGGUCGGAUUUUAUUACGUGGUGGAACGUCCAAGUGUUUCCUAUUGAUAAAGACUCCGUUACUGAGAGUAGUUUGUCCGACAAAGAGGCAACAACGUCUACCUUCAAAAAAAUAAAGGCUCAGGUGAAGGCCAGCCACACAGAGAAGGCCGACUUUGUUGACCCUGCGCUAUCAUACCCCAAUUCUGAUUGGAGAUGA